Molecule: messenger RNA, 615 nt
Organism: Papilio xuthus (Asian swallowtail)
Lineage: Eukaryota; Metazoa; Arthropoda; Insecta; Lepidoptera; Papilionidae
Product: serine/threonine-protein kinase Smg1-like
Exons: 1
Biological process (GO): negative regulation of macroautophagy; TOR signaling
Cellular component (GO): cytoplasm; nucleus; TORC1 complex
Molecular function (GO): protein serine/threonine kinase activity
Source: RefSeq, a predicted model, not a curated record
ACAUCGUAUAUUUUAAAAAUGUCCGAUAUUAGUCCCGUUUUGGCUGAUAUGAAAAAUACCGUCAUUACAAUGCCUGGCUUGCAUACAAAUCAAAGAACCGUUAGGGUAACGAUAAAAUCCGUGGAAAACAAUGUGGCUAUCUUACCUACGAAAACCAGACCUAAGAAAUUAAUCUUUUACGGAUCGGACGGUAAAGCGCACACGUAUCUCUUCAAGGGGUUAGAAGAUUUGCAUUUGGACGAAAGAAUUAUGCAAUUGUUAUCUAUAACGAAUACUAUGCUGGCGCGCGACUCCGAGAACAACGACAAUCAGACAUAUAGAGCCCGUCACUACUCCGUCAUACCUCUAGGGCCGCGGUCCGGCUUGAUCAGCUGGGUUGACAACGUCACGCCGCUCUUUGCACUGUACAAGCGGUGGCAAAACAGAGAAGCGGCGAUCAUUUCCGCCAAAACCAACAAGACUGUGAACGUUUUACGUCCGUCAGAACUGUUCUACAACAAAUUGAACCCUCUGCUUAAAGAGGCGGGCAUAUCGACUGAGAGCAGGAAGGAGUGGCCCGUGUCGAUCCUGAAGCAAGUGCUGCAGGAGCUGACAGAGGAGACGCCGCGCGACCUG